UCCAUUUCAUCAAUGGCUUCUCUGCAAGUAUCGUUUCCUACGAUUUCAGCAAUUCGCUUGAGCUUCUCUUAGUAUUCUUCUUCGUCUUUGAAGGGAGUUUCUUUCGUUGGACGGACGAUGUGUGACCGGAGGAGCUCCGGGCACCGGAGAAACCGUCGUGAAAUGGCCUCAACAGCUAUGGUCCAGCAAACUAUGCCGGGAGGAGCUUCGGCUAUUUAUGCAAAAGAGAUAGAGCGACUUUCAGCUAAGGAAUCUCUGCUUCUUUCUUUUAAGGAUGCUGGGGGUUUUGAGGCUUUAGUCACCGGGAAAACAACAGAUUUGCAACGAAUUGAUGUGAAUGAGAGGAUAAUUGGUCUUGAGAGGCUCAAUCCAACUCCAAGGCCAACAACGUCUCCCUUUCUGGAAGGUCGUUGGGACUUUGAGUGGUUUGGAUCUAGAAGCCCUGCAUUUUCUUCUGCUAUAAUCAUAUUUGAGAGAUUCCCAUCAACAUUGGCAAACUUGUCAAAAAUGGAUUUGCAUCUUAAGGACGGAAAGGCAAAGGUUACAGCACACUUGAAACUGCUUAACUCGAUAGAAAGCAAAUUUGUUCUUUCCACCAUUGUAUCUAUUGAGGGACCAUUACGAAUGAAAGAACAAUAUGUCGAGGGGAUACUUGAAUCACCAUCUGUUGUUGAAGAAAAAAUACCGGAACAGUUAAAGGGUGCAUAUGGUCAGGCUCUUACUACCAUCCAGCAACUUCCAGUUCCUGUUAAGGAUGCAGUGACAAGUGGUCUGAGAGUUCCUCUGGGUGGGACAUUCCAGAGACUGUUCAUGAUUUCGUAUCUUGAUGAAGAGAUCCUUGUAAGUAUAUAUCUGUACUUCCGGUCUCUGUUUAUUUUGAGUUUGAAAUUAUCUUUACAAUUUCAUGUUGUUUUCUUGGUAAUUCAGUGUUAUGACAAUAGCAUAAGAAAUGAUCAUUUCAUCCUUUCUGAUAAAAAUGGAACUUGAUAUCAUUAAUUUCUU
Molecule: messenger RNA, 1002 nt
Organism: Hibiscus syriacus
Lineage: Eukaryota; Viridiplantae; Streptophyta; Magnoliopsida; Malvales; Malvaceae
Product: probable plastid-lipid-associated protein 13, chloroplastic
Exons: 6
Coding region: 118-987 (289 amino acids)
Source: RefSeq, a predicted model, not a curated record